AUGAGACUCGACAAAUUUCCAAAAGAACAACUCACCUUCGGCACACCCACACCAAUCCAACACCUGCCUCGACUAUCUGAGGCUCUAGGCAACAAAGUCCAGAUCUACGCCAAACGUGAAGACUGCAACUCCGGCCUCGCAUUCGGCGGCAACAAGACCAGAAAACUCGAAUAUGUGAUUCCCGAAGCCAUCUCUGGCGGCUACGAUACUUUGGUCUCUAUUGGCGGUGUGCAAUCAAACCAGACCCGUCAGGUUGCCGCUGUAGCUGCUAAGCUGGGCAUGAAAUGUGUUCUGGUGCAGGAGAAUUGGGUCAACUACAAUGACUCUGUGUAUGACCGUGUUGGCAACAUUGAGCUGAGUAGAAUCCUGGGUGCAGAUGUGCGACUCAACGAGGCUGGAUUCGACAUUGGUAUCAGACCUUCAUGGGAAGAAGCCAUGCAGGAGAUCAAGGAUAAAGGCGGAAAGCCAUAUCCCAUUCCUGCUGGUUGUUCAGAGCACAAGUACGGAGGUCUUGGUUUCGUUGGAUUCGCUCAGGAAGUCAUGGAGCAGGAGAAACAGCUGGGUUUCAAGUUCGACUACGUGGUGGUGUGCGCUGUCACUGGAUCCACUCAGGCCGGUAUGGUUGUUGGAUUUGCCUCUGAUGGCAGAGCUCAGAAGGUGAUCGGUAUCGACGCAUCCGCAAAGCCCGAAAAGACCCACGCACAGAUCCUAAAGAUAGCCCAGAACACCGCAGAGCUUGUUGAGCUAGGUCGGGAGAUAACAGCUGAGGAUGUUGUUCUGGACACACGAUUUGGAGGACCGGAAUAUGGACUGCCAAACGAGGGAACGAUGGAAGCUAUCAGACUUACUGCCAGAACUGAGGUAAGUCAUACUGGAUAUCCGUCAUUUUUUACACAAACUAACGAGAAANNGGGCAUCUUGACUGACCCGGUUUAUGAGGGCAAGAGUAUGGACGGCUUGAUCCAGAUGGUCAAGAAGGGCGAGUUUCCAGAAGGUAGCAAGGUCUUGUAUGCACAUCUUGGUGGUGCACCCGCGUUGAGUGCAUAUGCUGGAAUCUUCAAACAGGGAUAG
Messenger RNA from Aureobasidium musti, 1071 nucleotides. The record is from the annotation of a GenBank genome assembly. NCBI's taxonomy places the organism in Eukaryota, Fungi, Ascomycota, Dothideomycetes, Dothideales, Saccotheciaceae.